This is a messenger RNA of Triplophysa rosa, 3268 nucleotides long. Its product is annotated as inositol 1,4,5-trisphosphate receptor-interacting protein. Gene Ontology annotation, cellular component: membrane. Lineage: Eukaryota; Metazoa; Chordata; Actinopteri; Cypriniformes; Nemacheilidae. The record is from RefSeq and is a predicted model, not a curated record. Bases 337 to 2184 code for a protein of 615 amino acids. The transcript is spliced from 2 exons.
CUCAAUGCUAUUAAAAGGGGCGGGGGCUAAAAACAAAAGCGAUAGUAAACAAAACAAAGAUUCAGUUGUAGAAUAUCUAACUUUAAUAUUUAGCAAAGACAAAUUAAGACUCAUUUUGUUCUUUGUUGCAUAAGCUGCAGUCACAUUGAGGCCCAUAUCUUUACGGGUACAAAGCAGCAUACUACUUUUAAAGAAGAGGAAAGGGCUGUACUCAAUAUUCAGGAAGUGUUGCUCUCAGUGUACAUCCUGUGUGAGAAUUUAGAGUAACAGAAGCUUUGAAUCUGCCGCUCUGCAUCAUAUCUUCUUUUUUAUGUUUUAAGUUGCAGUAUCAAGAGGAUGGAGGACACGUUUCUAAAUGCGCUUGUCGUGGUCGUCAGUCUACUUCUCUCAAUAGAGCACAAUGUCAUUCAUGACCUAGAUGACAAUGUAGUAUUGGGCAUGAAAGACCACGAGCGUGUUCUGCUGCAAGAGGGUGAAAAGCUAGAAGAGCUGUCCAUAGCCAGGAACCUGCCACAUUCAAAUUGGCAAGCAUCCCAAAAUCCAGGGGGAGAGGGGGACGUGUCAGAUGUUAAACAAAUGUUGCCAAAUGUCAGGACCGUGGUGCAACACGAGGAACAAAUGUCCCCAGUGGGAGACCAAAACUACUUCCGCCAAACUGCGUUUGCACCAGAUGACCAGGAGAAAUUGGAUGUAUCCGCAGACUGGACAUCACAUAUGUCCAAUAUGGGUCAGAUAGACAUAGACCAAAAGGGGUCCAAUGUAGACCAGAACUUCUCGCAGGGGGAUGAGGAACUCUUAGAAAAGCCAAAAACAGGCCAUAUUGACACCCACCAUGACAACCAAGCAUGGAUUAUGGGCCAAUUGACCGCUUACAGUUGGUACCUUUGGAAGGCCCUCAGCUUGAUCUCAUUGAUUCGUUUUCUGAAAUGGGUCGUAAAACUAGAUUUCAAACCCCGAUCGAAGACGCCUUCCUUUCUAAAUGGAAAAAAUGCAACGUUCUUAAACACCAAAGUCUCCGAAAUUGAUUGCAAGACAUUAACUAGCUUCUACGACCAGUGUGUUCAAGUUCCAGCGAGCAAGAGUUGGCACAUUUGCGCGUUUGUAGAAGGUUUCGCGAACGACCUUUUGGAAACCAUGAGAAAUGCGAGACCAGAUGUGAAGAUUGAAGACUUUGUUGGAGUUGGGAGCUUGUAUGAGCAAUGGCCUUCAAGAAAAAGCCUUGUUUGUGACCUACACAUACCUAUUAUUCCUCCAAAGCCUUACAGCUUUGAAUUUGAGCUUUUGAGAGACAGGACCACUUUAUACAGCAGCGUGAACAUGGUAAAAGGUACCGAUUCAAGUAUCUGCAUUUGCAACGAUUCAAACCUAGGCGAUGACACGCUGUGUCUCCUACAUCCCGAUAACAAAACCGAUAACAUAGUAGAGGAUUAUAUGAAUCAUCCUCUGUGCCACAAGGACAGCCCUUACCUUUCUAAAACACGUGCGGGGAAGUGGUUUAGAAAUGCUGUUAAGAAAGCAUGGGAGGAGAUCAGUCACAAAUACGACUUUGAGAUAAUAUUUCGUAACGCCGAAAGCCCUGGAAGUCUCAAAGUUCGAUUCAGAUCAGGUAAAGCGAUUCUUUUUAAUAUCACACCUGUGGUUCGGUUUCAAGACUCGGAAGCACACUUGAUCUCAUAUCUCUCUUCGAUCAUGCAUUUAUCAGACACUCAUUGGCCCGUAUGUUUUGCACGCUAUGAAAACAGCCUCCUUCAACACUUAACCAAAACACUGCCGCGAAAUUCUUGUCAUAUCCGCUGUCUGCAGAUCCUCUCCUUCCUACACAAAUAUCAGAUCGGCCUGACCGGAAGAUGCGGGCUGACAAGCUACCACUUGAAAAACGCACUGUUACAUCGGUUGCUGGAUGCGCCGUCAUUGUGGCGACCCGAGCAGAUCGGACAUAGGCUUGACGACGUGUUAACUUUUCUUCAGCAGAGAGUCAAAGCUAAAGUACUUCACCAUGCUUUGCUUGGGAAUAGUCUCAUUCCGAGCGAAUUUGGGUUCCCCAAAGAAUUCCGGGAGGGAAAACCAAUCAAUUUAUUCCAGCCUCUAUUGUCAAAUGAAGAGUUGUGCUUCAAAACGGAAAGACACUUAGUCGAGAUAACGAAAAACAUACCAGUGCUGAUAUAUGAAUAUAGCACAAAGUGAGGAUAAACGGCAGAUGCAAAAAGUAUUGUUUCUUAAAUGACUUGCAAUGCAAGUUUUACUCAGAUUUACUUCAGACGUUACAGUCAACUGCACAGGACAGAAUCACUUGAAUCGUAACAGAUGUUAUAGCCCUUUAGUAUUCAUUCGAUUCCCGGAACAAUUCUAAGUCAUCAUGACCAGCAACAGAAAACUCAGGCAUGUAGUCCACAGCUGCUGAAGGUUGCCGGCCCAGUUUCAAGUCCCACGACUUACUGGUGAUCAGCCUGUUAAAAACAAAAAGUAAAGACUGUGAAGUUUUUGUGCAGCGUAAGGAAUGGGAUCCUGAAAGUUGUAUAGCAAACCAUUAACGACUUUUUUUCAUAAUCAAAAGCAACUUAAAGUGAAAGUUCACCCAAAAAUGAAAAUGAUGUCAUCGUUUACUCACCCUCUUGUCAUUUCAAACCUGUUCGACUUUUUUCCACAGAAAACAAAAGAAUAUAUAUUGAAGAAUGUUUGAAUGGGGUUCAGUGUUGUUUGGUUUCCGACUUUCUUUAAAAUAUCUUGUGUGUUCUGCAGAAGAAGAAAGCCAUACAGGUUUGGAAUGACAAGAGGGUUAGUAAAUGAUGACAGAAUUUUCAUUUUUGGGUGAACUGUCACUUUAAGCAAUACAAUAUUUUGUCUCAAUUGUCUCACCAGCUCAAAAUACUGUUCUGUAAAUAUCUCUGUGCAAAGCUGAGAAAGCUUUCCUGUGGCUCAGUUGUUAGAGCCCAGGGAUUGCACAUACUUAGAAACAAAUGUAUAGUAUAAUGCAAUGUAAGUCGCUUUGGAUAAAAGCGUCUGCCAAAUGCAUAAAUGUAAAUGUAGAAAUAAAGAUGUAAACUUAAAAUAAAAGAUGCAUUUUCAGAAAUCUACUAAAUGUACUUCAUUCCUUUGAAAAAGCUUCCAGUCAAAAUAGAGCAUCAGGUUUGAUUGCCGAGAAUCUCAUUUUUAUUGUCAUGUGACGCGAGCUGCAGAAAAUAAAAAAGAUAAGCAUCAUCAAAUUUGUGGUGUUAUACACUGACCAGAGGCCCUCCGAGAAGCAGGACAUGUGGAUUUCCAGCAGUCA